Messenger RNA from Sphaeroforma arctica JP610, 477 nucleotides. RefSeq lists its product as hypothetical. The record is from RefSeq and is a predicted model, not a curated record. Lineage: Eukaryota; Ichthyosporea; Ichthyophonida. The transcript is spliced from 2 exons. The annotation marks the transcript as partial.
GAAGAAGACUGCACCUCCGACAGUCCGUCCGUGGGCACUUGGUCUGUCCUAGAAUGUGGGGACAAUAUUCUGAGUCCGGAAUUGGGUGAGGAGUGCGACUCCAACCUCGGGACAAACGAGACCUUCUACUGCCGUAACAACUGCAAACUGGUCCAGAACCAAUGUGGCGAUGGCGUGGUGUACGAUGAUGAAGAGUGUGAUUAUGACUCCGGAGUUAAUACCUUCAAAGACACCACAAUAGACCCGGAUACCAACCGAUGCGUACAGAAUGGAGAGUCUGGCACUCCCUGCACAGUAGAACACACCGUGUGCGGAGAUAACAUAAAAACCGACAACGAGCAGUGCGAGGAGAAGGGCGAUGGCUCAGGUGAUAUACUACCAGACAACAAGAACGACGACUCGUACUGUGACGAUGAUUGCAAACUACAGCCGAUUAUUGAUUGUAGUGUAGGUAUACGUUUCAUGUUUGAAUAAUGG